Molecule: messenger RNA, 823 nt
Organism: Tarenaya hassleriana
Lineage: Eukaryota; Viridiplantae; Streptophyta; Magnoliopsida; Brassicales; Cleomaceae
Product: photosystem II repair protein PSB27-H1, chloroplastic
Exons: 2
Coding region: 16-726 (236 amino acids)
Biological process (GO): photosystem II repair; photosystem II assembly
Cellular component (GO): photosystem II; chloroplast thylakoid lumen
Source: RefSeq, a predicted model, not a curated record
GUGUGGGUCCCAUAAAUGAUCUACGCCUCAGAUAUCAUUGAACACUUGGAUCGUCUGUCUCAUCCUGAAAGCUUCGUUCUGGAUAAGACGAUAAGGCCACGUGGCAGAAACCCAGCACCACAACAGUCUCCAUACUCCAAUUCAAGCAAUCCACUCAUAGACUCGGUCAUACUUCCAAUCUCCCCCGCGACAAUGGCUUCAGCCACAGCCACUGCCACUCUCCUCACCCCAACUCCUCCGCCGCUCAAAUCCUCCGCCGUCUCCAUCGCCGCCUCCGCCUUCGACUAUGCCUCCGCCACUCCUCGGCGCCAACAACAGUCACUCCGCCGCCGCCGAGACUUCAUAUCCCUCUCCCUCACCGCCACCGCGGUGGCGGCGGCGCUUCUAUCGCCGGGAAAGGCGAUGGCGGCGGACGAGGAGUACGUGAAGGAGACGGAGGAAGUGAUAAACAAGGUGAGGACGACGCUGACGAUGGACAAGAACGAUCCCAACGCCGCGGCGGCGGUGUCGGAGCUCAGAGACGCGUCGAACUCGUGGGUGGCCAAGUACCGGAAAGAGAAGGCUCUUCUGGGAAAAGCGUCGUUUCGGGACAUUUACUCGGCCUUGAACGCCGUCUCCGGACAUUACAUCAGCUUCGGUCCGACGGCUCCGAUCCCGUCGAAGAGGAAGGCUCGUAUUCUCGAGGAGAUGGACACUGCUGAGAAGGCUCUACUGCGAGGGAGAUGAACAGUACACCGGCCCAGUUCGUGUUCUUGAUUUCUCUUUUUUACUUAUUUAAUUAUGAUUUUUUUUAUAUAAAUGGAGUUUAACAUGGAAAUGAGCU